Paracoccidioides lutzii Pb01 is the source of this 252-nucleotide messenger RNA. RefSeq lists its product as hypothetical. The coding region runs from base 1 to 252 and encodes 83 amino acids. The transcript has a single exon. The record is from RefSeq and is a predicted model, not a curated record.
AUGGAGGAUACGAAAUUAGACAGCAGUGUGUCAAACACAGCCGCGAACGACAGUCGGGAGCUGGACCACCAGAAAAGGACGAAAAUUACGGAGAAAAGAAGAGAAGAUAGCGAAACGGAUGAAGAGUAUGAUAGAGAAGGAGUGAGGAUGGGAGAAGGGGAGGAAGAGAAAGACGGGGAGGAUGAUGCUGAGGAAAAGGACGGUGUUGAUGGUGAAAGACUUUUUGAGUUGAACGAGGUGAAGGAUUUUUGA